Messenger RNA from Scheffersomyces amazonensis, 1578 nucleotides. It is a transcript of the gene URA1, whose product is annotated as dihydroorotate dehydrogenase. Gene Ontology annotation, molecular function: dihydroorotate dehydrogenase activity. Gene Ontology annotation, biological process: 'de novo' pyrimidine nucleobase biosynthetic process; pyrimidine ribonucleotide biosynthetic process. Lineage: Eukaryota; Fungi; Ascomycota; Pichiomycetes; Serinales; Debaryomycetaceae. The record is from RefSeq and is a predicted model, not a curated record. Gene Ontology annotation, cellular component: mitochondrial inner membrane; cytoplasm. The transcript has a single exon. The coding region runs from base 122 to 1453 and encodes 443 amino acids.
GCUUAUACCAAUUGUGGAAAGGAUUUUAAAAUUAAAUUGAGAUUGGUUUGGGUGACAUUUUAGUUGGAUAUAUUGAAGAGCAAUCAUUGACUGAAAGGGUUAUAAUUUCAAUCAUUACAUCAUGUUAUCGUUAGGAAAAUCAUUAAAGACGGGAAUGGGAUCGUAUCCAUUAGUUGGAGCUAAACGAUUCUUAAGUAAUAAUUCCAAAUUAGGUUUGAAAUUGAAACCUACUUUAAAAUCGAGUUUUAUUCCUUCACCCAUCACAUUUGCUAUUGGUUUAGUGGGUUUAGCAGUUGGAGGUUAUUAUUAUCUUGAUGCUAGAUCAGCUUUACAUGAAUAUAUUGUAUGUCCAAUUAUUAGAGCUACAACUUCAGCUGAACAAGGUCAUAAAUUAGGAAUUUUCUUUAUGAAAUAUAAUUUAACUCCAAGAUUAUUAGAUGAUGAUAUUAAUAAUCCUGAUGAUAUUUUAGGUGUUGAUGUAUUUGGAACUCAUUUAAGAAAUCCAAUUGGUUUAGCUGCUGGUUUAGAUAAAGAUGGUGAAGCUAUUGAAGCUUUAUUUAAUAGUGGAUUUUCUUAUGUUGAAAUUGGUUCAAUUACUCCUUUACCACAACCAGGUAAUCCUCAACCUCGAUUCUUUAGAUUACCAAGAGAUGAUGCAGUUAUUAAUAGAUAUGGAUUUAAUUCUUCGGGACAUUUUAAUGUUAUAAGUAAUUUGAAAUUAAGAUUUAAUAAACUUUUCCCAUCUCAUCCAAAUCCUUAUUCAAUGGCUUUUAGACAAGGUAAAUUAUUAGGUAUUAAUUUAGGUAAAAAUAAGACUGGAGAUGAAAUUGAAGAUUAUGUUUCUGGUGUUGAAAGAUUAAGUCCUUAUGCUGAUGUUCUUAUUAUUAAUGUUUCAUCUCCUAAUACUCCUGGAUUAAGAGAUUUACAAUCUGAAUCUAAAUUAACUAAUUUAUUAUCAACUGUAGUCGGAAAGAGAUCUAUUAAUUUAUUAGGUAAAUUACCUCCAAUUUUAGUUAAAGUUGCACCAGAUUUAACUGAACCAGAAUUAGAAUCUAUUGCUAAUAGUGCUAAACAAGCAAAAGUUGAUGGUAUUAUUAUUUCCAAUACCACCAUUCAAAGACCAGUAGAUAAACUUUUAACUACUGAUAAAGAACUUAUUAAUCAAACAGGUGGACUUUCUGGUAAACCAUUAAAACCUUAUUCUUUAAAAGCUUUAAGAACUUUAAGAAAAUAUACUAAAGAUUCUAAUUUAGUAUUAAUUGGUUGUGGAGGUAUUUCUAAUGGUCAAGAUGCUUUAGAAUUCGGUAAAGCUGGGGCUACAUUCAUUCAAUUAUAUACUGCUUUUGCUUAUAAGGGUCCUGGAUUACCUGGAAAAGUUAGAGAUGAAUUAGUUGACUUAUUAAAGAAGGAAGGUAAGACUUGGAAGGAUAUAAUUGGUGAAGAUGAUAAAUGAAUGAUAUUAUCAGCUUAAGUAUUGCGGUGUGGGUGUGCGACUUUUUAUAGAAGGUAUAAACAAAAAAAAAAGUUAUCAGAAAUUCUAUAGAAAAUGUAAACAAACUCACUAUAUAUAUAGACUAA